Molecule: messenger RNA, 3104 nt
Organism: Epinephelus moara (kelp grouper)
Lineage: Eukaryota; Metazoa; Chordata; Actinopteri; Perciformes; Serranidae
Gene: ccni
Product: cyclin I
Exons: 10
Coding region: 274-1617 (447 amino acids)
Biological process (GO): regulation of cyclin-dependent protein serine/threonine kinase activity; mitotic cell cycle phase transition
Cellular component (GO): cytoplasm; nucleus; cyclin-dependent protein kinase holoenzyme complex
Molecular function (GO): cyclin-dependent protein serine/threonine kinase regulator activity
Source: RefSeq, a predicted model, not a curated record
UCUCUUCCCCCGAGUCCCCUCCUCGGAAGUAGACUCAUCUGUCUAUAUUCCGUUCUUUUAUUUUUAUAUAUUUUUUACAACGACCCCUUUUCCCCAACACGUAGCACCAUGGACGCCAGGAUGGACGACUAAACCGAAGAACGGGUCCCCGAUUUCACCCCUAAAUUUAUCCUUGGACCGAGUGGGACCGGAUGAAAUCCAACUGUGGUUUUCUCCGCUUCGCAGGGGAGGUAGCUGUAUCCAGUGGGGAGGUAGGCUCAACCAGGGGAAAGAAUGAAGUUCUUCGAACCCUGGGGACGCCAGAGGCUGUCUUUUCUUCUGGAAAAGGCCGCCUCUAGGGAAGCCAAGAUGUGGAAGGUCUACGUGCCAAAGAAGCCCUCCUCACAGGAUACAGACAUCUCCCCGGCCCAGCGGGAUGAGGCCGUGCGCUGGUUGACGGAGCUCCAUGGCAGGCUGCAGCUGUACCCAGAGACCCUGGUGUUAGCUGUUAGCAUCCUGGACCGCUUCCUCACUCCCAUCAAGGCCCGUCCAAAGUACCUGCGCUGCAUCGCCAUCGCCUGCUUCUUCCUGGCUGCAAAGACCUGUGAGGAGGAUGAGCGUGUGCCCUCUCUGAAAGAGCUGGCUGCCUCCAGCAGCUGUGGCUGUUCUCCAUCAGAGAUCCUGAGGAUGGAGAGGAUCAUCCUGGACAAACUGAACUGGGAUCUGCACACCGCCACAGCACUGGACUUCCUGCACAUCUUCCACGCGAUGGUGUUGUCGUGUCGUUCUGGGUUUUUGGACUCCAUGUUGGGACUGAACCGCUCUCAGCACCUCACCCUGCUCACACGGCGACUCUACCACUGUCUGGCUGACCACACGCUCAUACAGCUCAGAGGAUCCAUGCUGGCCUUGGCCCUCAUCACCCUGGAGCUGGAGACCUGCUGUCCUGACUGGCUGGCUCUUACCAUCGACCUGCUGAGGAAGGCACAGUUCGACAGCUCUGAGUUGAUUCGGAGUCGAGAGCUGGUGGCUCGUAGUCUGUCCACACCGAGAGCUUCCCUGCCUCCAAACACUGUCUACAUCUACCAACCCCUGCAGAGCCACACCACCCUGCAGCCUCCUGCCCAGGACUCCACCGUCCCCAGCUGCACACUGGGGAUCAUCACCUCCACCGCUGAGUCUUCCAGGGACCACGCCCUCGUCACCGCCGCCCCUUCACAGCUACAGACACCUGCUGGUGGGGAGGAGGAGGGGAGCCAGCUGCCCUGGAACUCCACCUGCUCCUCCGCCACCGACAGCAGCAUCCCAGCUCUACUCUCUCCACCUAAACACCUCCGCCAACUAAACCACCUGCAGAAGGUCACACUGCGCUGCAAGGCGUCCGCCAAGCGCAAGGUGGAGGAGAUGGAGGUGGAUGACUUCUAUGAUGGCAUCAAACGCCUUUACAAUGAAGACGUCACCGCAUCUACCGCCAUUGUCCAGGAGGGGGCAACACCUUCGACGGGGGCAAUAACAACAAUAACAACAGAUGGAGUAGGAGGAGGGGGAGGAGGUCUGGGUGUCUGCAGUGUCCUGUUGUCCCGACAGGAAGGCAGCACCUCUCCCUGCCCGCCUCUGCAGCCAGUCAGUGCCUCCUAGAGACCAAACAGAAACCUGAAAACCAAAACCACCUCAACUCUGACGUCAUCUUUACACUUCCAGAUCAACGUGACUUGUAGGCAGUUGUUUAGGCAACAGUGACGGGCAACUCCCUCAGCAAUAGGCAACAACCAGAAAGAGAAAUAUUUAAUCCAGUGUUCCCAUUUGCACAACACAGCAAUCUAAAGGCAGCUCCUCAGGAAAUGUUGCCCAUCACAGUUGCCUGAGAAAAUUGUCCUCAGCGUCACUCCUUCUAAAGUAACGUACAUUAAGAGAAGGAAAACACUGAUCUCACAAUAUAAACAGUGGAGCGAUACAGAUGAUUUCAGGAGUUAAGGUGGUUUUGGUUUCAGUCCCAACGACCCCAGCGUGACCUCGAGCUGUUCGGCUGUCCUGAGGUCAGCUCCCAUCAUCCCCUGCAACAGGACAACAGAGCCCAAAAAAAAUUAAACAUUCAAAAAAUAAAAAACGUGCUGCUGCUACUAUCUUAUUAAUGAUAUUUGUUGAACACACAUAUUACAAAAGGUUUAAAAAAAAAAAGAUAAAUAGAAAAGUUACCUUCAAAAAAACCUUGAAUUGACUCCUCCCCUCCCCCGCCUCGUCUCUCCUCUCUGUCCUGUUGUGGAAGAAUCUCGAAACUGUUUGUCAAUUUAUAUUUGUUGUUUCACAUCUUAAACUCUUCUUUCAUUUUAUAUAUUUAUGUUUUUAUUCUAUCUCCUUCCCUUUCCUUCCUAGGUCUGCAUGUUGUCAUCUCUAUUCCGUCUUUAGAGUCUAAAUCAAAUGUAUGACUGUUUCUGUAUAGACGAUUAUCUGUAUUACUCACCCAGAUAGAAAAAAGGUUUUUUUUUGUGAGUGAAAUUUGAUUGUUAAUAAGAUGCUAAUAUAAAUAUCCCUCCUAUGAAUCCCUCUGUUUUUCCCUCCCUUCUCAGCUUGUUGUGACGGCUUGACUGAAUGAACAGGUUGUUUUAUUCACCCACAAACUAAACAAGUCUCUUUGAAGCUGCUUGAUUAUGUCCUUAGAAUGUACAUGUUCUCCUCUUAAGCCGUAAAAAUUCUUGGUCAUGAGAACUUGUUGCUGUGAUUACAGCGCCAACAUCUAGGCUUUACAAACUUUGUUGUCCUCCUACAUAGAACAGGACCCUCGUACAGAACAACAGCCGGAGGGAAUCACAGUUCUAGUUUCUAUAUUCACAUGUAAUAAAACAACCUUAAGUUAUUUAAAGCGUUUUUAAUAUUAAGCUAAGAGACAGAAAUGUGGUUUUUGAGUUGAUGUCUGGGCUUCAGAAGAAGAAAAAUGUGACAAUCCUCUCUUUGAUGUUUAAAAAAAAUCUGCUAAGACAACAUGCUGUUUUUAUCUCUUGAAGUUCUGUUUAACAUAUUUUUACUCCUGCAAAAAGCUCUGUUGUUCCUGCUGUGGGAGCUGCUGGAGGCUGCUCCAGGCCCCUGAACGCACUGCGGCACCAAUAAAUGAAGAGAUACCAGGAUAA